Lethenteron reissneri (Far Eastern brook lamprey) is the source of this 2214-nucleotide messenger RNA. RefSeq names its product F-box only protein 21-like. NCBI's taxonomy places the organism in Eukaryota, Metazoa, Chordata, Hyperoartia, Petromyzontiformes, Petromyzontidae. Gene Ontology annotation, molecular function: DNA binding. The record is from RefSeq and is a predicted model, not a curated record.
CACCACGUGACGACCCGGAGACGCGCGUCCCAUUGGUUGAAAGUAGCGUGGAGGGCUGCGUGCGGACUGGGAUUUGUAAAGCGUCCGCCCACUCCGCCCACAGCCGGCACACCUGGACACGUGUUACAGACAGGAACGUGACGUUGAGGAGCCUCGUGCUGUGCCACAGCGUCGCCUGGAACGCCACCACACGGAGCCGGAGAUCUCACCAAAACCCAGCCGAUCGCACCACGCGGAGCCGGAGAUGUCACCGGCACCCGGCUAAGGAGACCACGUGAAGACGGAGAUCUCACCAGAACUCAGCUGACGCAUCACGCGGAGCCGGAGAUCUCACCAGAACCCAGCCCACGGCUUAGCGACCAACGCGGCACACCUUCCGUUGAGCCGCAGUUGGCUCCGUACGGCGCGAAAGACAGAGGUUCAACUCUACGCGCGUUAACAUCGCAGCUCGCCACAAGCCAAGGAAGCUGCCACAGCUGUCCACGGCUGUCCACGGCUGUCCACGGCUGUCAACAGGCCUUGCCGCCCCCACGCUCGCGCCCCCAAAGAAACUUUCAAGACGUCUCCUGCCCCCCGUUAAACCUCGACCGCGGCUGGCGAGUGCGAGCGAGUUGCCGUGCGGGCGAGCGGGCGAGUCGAUUUGUGAACAUUUUGUGAGCGGGUGAAUGGGUCGGGCGAGCGAGCGACUGAGGAAGUUAGCGAGUGCGUGAGCAGGUGAGUGAGCGACCAAGUGGGAGUUCACGAGCGAGCAAAUCGAGAGAGUGCGUGAGAGAGCAUGCGAAUGAAUGAGUUGUCGACUGAGCGAACGAGCGAGUGUGUAUGAGAGUGAGCAAGUGAGCGAGUGAGCAAUCGAGCGAGUGUGUGAGUGUGCGAGCGAACAAACGACUGAGCGAGCGAGCGAGGAGCUCCAUCACCACCGGUGAGGUCUUGCGUCCCGGCGGGAACCGUGGUUGUUCGCGAUGCCGCGCCGUGCCGCGUGGGCCGGGCUGCAGCUGCUGCUGCUGGUGGCGGCCGUGCCGCUGCAGACGCUCAUCGUGCAGUGGAGCGGCAACAACGCCUUCCAGAGGCUGCACGCCAUGCGCUGGCUCACGGAGGAGUUGGGGGGGCUGCAGCAGCGACUGCUGAGACCGGUGCCGUGGCUGUCGUGGGCACGCGGCUUGGUGCGGCACGCGCGCACGGCGCUGGGUGAGGAGGAAGAGGAGGAUGCGAUGGGGGAGUGCGCUGCCUUGGAAGUUCUUCGGCUGGAGGAGAUAGACGGACACUUUGCCACCUCGGUGUCGGUGCGCUCCCCGCGCCCCCCCCGCGUCUCGUUCCGCGUGGGCCAGGUGGUCCGGCACCGGCACGCCGGCUUCACCGGCGUCAUCAUUGGCUGGGACGCGCGCACACACGCACCCCACGACUGGAUGCAGCGCUCACACCGCGGGAAGGCGAGUCUCCGCGAGGCCCCCCACUACCGCGUGCUCGUGUCGGGGAGGAACGCCGUCACCUACGUGCCGCAGGACGACAUCGCCGUCCUCAACGGGGUGCAGGUCACCCACGAGGAGCUGGCCGUCUACUUCCGGGCGUUCGACGGCGCGCAGUACGUCGCGAGGCCCUGGCUGCGCGAGCUCUACCCCCACGACUGAUGGCGGCGGUGACGACGACCGAGACGACGGCGGUGACACCAAACACCGUUGCCGUGGCGCGGUGAACCUGCAGCGGACCGGAGUUGCGUGCAGACACAUGGGAUUUGUCCGUCGUGCUGGAUAGAUGUUAACUACCUCGCCCGGUAUGCAGGUGGUCGUGGGUUCCAUCCCGACCCCGACUCCUGCUGUAUAUUUUGAGUUUGCGUCUCUCUCUCUCUCACCGUGGUGGCCUGGAUUUGUUUUCUCCGGGUGCUGUGCUCCGGUUAUUCUCUCCGCAUUUAGAAUCGACCGACGUCACGCGUUGUAGAGCUUUGGGCUGUCAGUUCCCAACGUGACGACGACGAUGACGAAGCCGCCAACUUCUUUGAGCCAUCAUUUGUGGUGGCCAGGUCGCUUUGCGAACAAGAGCCUUACAGUGGCGUGCGCUCUCCACACGCGAGGUGGGGGGGGUCACGACGCUGGCGGAUGCAGAAAUAAUACCGGUGCGGAAAAAUGGGGUUCACGUUCCUGGUACGAGUGAACAUUGGGGUGGGAAUAAUGGGAAAUGUUUAAUAGCAAUGGAUUCCAAUAAAUAAUACAUUGUAAAGAA